Cyclopterus lumpus (lumpfish) is the source of this 2879-nucleotide messenger RNA. RefSeq names its product actin related protein 2/3 complex, subunit 5B (gene arpc5b). The transcript has 4 exons. The record is from RefSeq and is a predicted model, not a curated record. NCBI's taxonomy places the organism in Eukaryota, Metazoa, Chordata, Actinopteri, Perciformes, Cyclopteridae. Gene Ontology annotation, cellular component: Arp2/3 protein complex; cytoplasm; actin cytoskeleton. Gene Ontology annotation, molecular function: actin filament binding. Gene Ontology annotation, biological process: regulation of actin filament polymerization; cell migration; Arp2/3 complex-mediated actin nucleation. The coding region runs from base 163 to 615 and encodes 150 amino acids.
GAAGCAAAAUAACACCCAGUGGAAAAAGGAGGAAGUCAGGAAGCUGCUCGCUUGUGACAGCCGUAUCACAGAAAAGCACAGUAAAAAAAAAAAAAGGCCGGGUUUGAGCUUGAACCCUUGUGCUUUUCGGCCAGAGCCAGACUCCGAGAAAACGCUCCCGACAUGUCGAAGAACACCACGGCCGCCCGCUUCCGACGAGUAGACGUGGACGAGUACGACGAGAACAAGUUUGUGGACGAGGAGGACGCAGGAGAAAACCAGCUGGGUCCCGACGAGGCAGAGGUGGACUCGCUCAUCAGACAAGGAAAUCUCAAUCAGGCUUUACAAGCGGUCUUGAAGAACCCGCCAAUCAACACAAAGAACCAGAACGUCAAGGAUCGCGCUGAGGGUUUGGUGCUGAAGGUGCUCAGCGCCUUUAAGAGCAGUGACAUCGAGAAAGGGGUGCAGUCCCUCGACAAGGAUGCCGUGGACCUGCUGAUGAAAUACAUCUACAAAGGCUUCGAGAGGCCGUCAGAAAACAGCAGCGCCGUCCUCCUGCAGUGGCAUGAAAAGGCUCUGGCAGCUGGAGGAGUCGGCAGCAUCGUUAGGGUGCUAACGGCAAGGAAGACGGUCUAGAAGAGGAGCGGAGGAUCUCUGACGGAGACCGUUCAUGUAAUCAUAACAGAUGGCAUAGGCACGAAAAGGAAAAACUGAUAUUUAACCCAAUGUGAUCCUGUUCCGGUCAAAAUCAAAUCUGGGUCACAUUAGGUUUCUUUAAAUAAAUAGUUUUUCUUCUUUCUUCCCAUUCAUGAUCACAGCCGACUAAAUCAUGUUACUCACCGGGUGCUACAGAGAGCGUUGUAUGUCUGACCCCCCCUUUCUCUCCAUGUCAGUCCUACACAGUGUGUGCUCAGUUUACACAACAGGGUUCCCCAAAUAGAAAUACUUCUUAGAAAACACAAUUGAACGCAGAAAACACAAAUUACUGCUACACAAAAUACACAUUUAUGCUCACGAGGGCUGGAUGAUGAUUCAAGUUGGUAAUUGACUUUCAAUGGAAUUGUGAUGAAAUCAUAGAUCAGAAUAUUGUUAUACACAAAUAUUUGUAAUAAUAAUAAUAAUCACAGACUUUUUUCAGAAAAUUAAACAUUUUGCAUGGAAAUUCAUAAUGUUAUGAGACAAUACUUUUUAUUUGUCAAGUAUUUAAUUCACUUGGGAGUAAUGAGACAACCUAUAUCAUGAUAGAGGAUUCUGGCCAUAUCGCACAGCCCUAGUGCUCACUCACAGGCAUGCCUCUCAGCAAUGUUUCCUCCAUUGACUUCCAAACAAACAAAACAAUUCAGUUUAUUUUUUAACGCCCAAAAUUACAAAUCUGCCUCGGAAGGAUUUACAAUUUGUACACAUACGACAUCCUCAGUCCAAGGAGCUCACAUCGGCACAGGACAAACCGAGGAUUCCAGGUUUGCUUCUCUCAGGAAAGAUGUUUCCCAUCUUGUGUCGUCUCCUCAGACUUCCUGAUGGAAUAAAAGCCCGAUUCAGUCAGUAAAUCCUCUCCUGUAACACUGGAGCAGAGGGAGGCUCUUGAAAAGCACAGUCACAGAUGGAGGGUGGUGGAUUUACUCACGGGGGUCACCAUUUACCCUGUAGAGUGGGAUAAGGGUGGGGGUUGGUGUCAUCCAUCCUCUAACGCUGCCCCAGUUAAAGAUUAUUACCCACGAUGCAUCUCCACCACAACUCUUAUUAAUCCCACUCUACUAUUCCUCACAUCCCUUCUAUGUGUGAGUCUCUGCCACGGUGCAGGGCAUUGUGUGGCUUUUGCUUCUGUGCUUUCAGGAAUGACAUGUCACUCUGAGAAUCCUUUUUCAGAUUAAUUUAGGUAUUUAACAGAAUAAUAAUCUGGAUUAAAUAUUUUCCUUUUAGUUUUUCUAUUGUUUUAUAGGUCAACUCCCUACCUGAUGAAAAUUACAAACAUUGCUUGAAAGGUUUGACAAUAUCAGUGUGCUUUAUUUGCAGGAGAGACUAACAUAAUAUUUUGUCUCUCUUAUGCGAUUACAAAACACCAUAGUGAUUGCAUGAUCCCAUUUUUGAGAGUUUUGAGUAUUCUGUGAAGCAUUUCAUACUUGUCUUUUUUGUACAUGUUUCUCUUCUGGAAACAUUCAGUGAUUCUUUUUUUUAUUGAUCUGGGUUUAUAUUAAUGCUUGUUCACCCAAACCGAUCCUCCACACAUGGUGUUGACAGUAGGAAGUCCUAUUAUAUUUCCACACAUUUUAUAAUAUGAGAAAAACUGGAAAUGUAAUCUGCUUUAUCAGGUAAAUUACGUCUGUUGCCAAAUGAUUUAUUCUGCUUCCAUGCUUACGUUGAUGAUUUUGUUGCCCCUGUGUAAUAGAGAACAAUGUUUAAGGCAACGUGGUGGAGUUAUAGCUAUAAACAGUAUAAAUGAACAUGCACGCAAAGUGUGUUAAGGUUCAAAAAGUUGCUAUUUUAAAAAUAAUUGUGUAAACACAGUGAUCGGAGGAAUAUUCAGUUCCAGCAUAACGUUUUGUUCCUGCUCAUUUCCAAUCAAACAGGAAUGUCUCAAGGGAUGAUGCUUUUUCUAAAACGCAUCACUGCUGUUUUACUCACAAGUUGACAUUUAGACAUGGGGGCUUCAUGUUUGAAUACUGUCAUCGGUGUUGAUUCAUCCAGACAUUGGAUUCCUUUUCUAAUGCAGUAAAGUCUAGUUUUACAUGACAUCAAAAGGAGAACGGCCCCAUGUCUUCUUCUGCUUCAUGUCUAGUUGGAGAGGCUCUUCUAGCCGAGGGAGCAUCUCACACUGAUGUACGAACUGCCUUACUCGAUAUUCCUUUUUUAUGUUUAUGCUUUUUUGACUAAACUAAUAAAGGUGUGACUGCUGAUCACAA